AUAAAGUGAGUCUUAUCACCUCAACAGCCUAAAAAUUGUGAUUAGAGAUCUUUGUAAAAUAUUAUUACAUCAAGAUUCUUUUAUAUAUAUAUAUAUAUAUAUAUAUUACUGUUUUCCCCCAUCAUCUUGCUGAACCAACCUUUCUCUCCGGCUCUCAUGGACUGCUUAGAGAGCUCAAAAAUCCCAUCCCCACCCCAAAAUGUCCAAAACCCUUGUAGAGAAAAUGGGGAGGAAAGAGAUAGCUUGAAGGUUCCAGAAAGAGUAGAAGUGAAGAGCCAUGGAAAGAGGUUCCUAGGAGUGAGACAAAGGCCAUCAGGAAGAUGGGUUGCUGAAAUCAAGGACUCCUCCCAGAAGCUGAGGCUGUGGUUAGGGACUUUUGACAGACCAGAAGAGGCUGCCAUGGCUUAUGAUAAAGCUGCAAGGCUUUUGAGAGGAAGAAACACGAAGACCAAUUUCCCAUCCCAAAAUUAUAUGAAUACCCUUGAAGAAAAUUGCAGAAUAUUGGGAAAAAAUCCGAGGGUUUAUGACCUUCUUCGACAUGCAGCAAUAAAGAACCAUGCAGCAAGAUCCUCAUCUUCCAAUAUUCUUCCAUGGAAGAUUAUUGGGAAAGAAGAUCGGUCUGUUUCAAUCGAUUUCGAUGCUGGGGUUGAAGAAACUAUAGUUUGUACUUCUUCGUCGAAUGACGUAGAAGGAUUGAAGAAGUACUGUUAUGGAGCUGAAAAGCUGCAAGAGCAAAACAAGCUUUGUGCACUUUCAUUUGGGAGUUCAAAGGUCUAUUCUUCUGUUGUAGUCGCUCCUUCUUUCAGUGCUUCUUCUCAAUGUCAAAGUUGGAUUCAGGAAAGCUAAAAGAAAAUAAAAAGACAAAGGCCUUGUCCACUUCUCAUUCUCUAUGCGCUAAAAUAAAGAUACAAUUAAAGAUGUGAGGGUUUUGCUUGUAAUUUUCUUUUUUUUCCCCCUAUUGUAACUUGCUUGUAAUAUUAUAGUUUUAGCUAAUUAAUGAGAUGUUCUUCAAUCUUGUAAA
This is a messenger RNA of Ziziphus jujuba (common jujube), 1021 nucleotides long. Its product is annotated as ethylene-responsive transcription factor ERN2. Gene Ontology annotation, biological process: regulation of DNA-templated transcription. NCBI's taxonomy places the organism in Eukaryota, Viridiplantae, Streptophyta, Magnoliopsida, Rosales, Rhamnaceae. Gene Ontology annotation, molecular function: DNA binding; DNA-binding transcription factor activity. The transcript has a single exon. Bases 157 to 846 code for a protein of 229 amino acids. The record is from RefSeq and is a predicted model, not a curated record.